AUGUUCAAGUUCAAUUUCGACGUCGACGACGAUCUUGACACGGAUGCGCCUGUGGCUGAAGAACCUGGUUCAGCAAGUCUACCAGAGCAAUCGCGAGGACUUGAAGACGUACCCGAAAAGCGCUUCGCCGAACACCCCCUCCUAGACCUCCUGUCCGUGCUCCCGCCCGUAAUUUCGUACUCCCCCCUUGCGGUGCCGCUGUCGUCGCACCGGCAGCUGGCGCUCGCGCGGCGGGACCUGUUCGACGCUCGAUUCCAGCUCAUCUUGCUUGGAGAUGAGGACCCUGCAGGUUACGCAGGUGGAGCAUCUGAGCUCGAGUUUUUGGAUGCGCCUUCUGAUCUUGUGCCCGGGGUAUAUGAGGGCGGGCUGAAAACUUGGGAGUGUAGCCUGGAUCUGGUAGAUUGUCUGGAUAGCAUGCACGGAAGUGAUUAUGCCAACAGCCUGAGAGGGAAGAGAAUCCUCGAGCUUGGCUGCGGCACCGCGCUGCCCACCUUGUACCUCCUUCAUCAACUAUUUUCCUCUCAGCCGACUCCAGAACGGCCAGAGACCCAUGUACAUCUGCAGGACUACAACGAUCUAGUUUUGCGGCUUGUCACGCUGCCGAAUGUCAUCCUGGCAUGGUACAUGUCACCCGCCUCCGCUUCGUACCGUUCGUCUGCGCUCUCUUCUAACUCAGACCCAGAGGCAGACCAAGAUCCCCAUCCACCGGCGGACCCUACCCAGCUAGGCGAACUGCCUCUUACGCCCGCACUGACCGGGGCAUUCCGUGCGUCUCUGCAAGAACACAAAAUCUCACUGCGCUUCUUCUCAGGCUCAUGGGGAACAUUCGACCUGCAAGCCGCCGGAGGGUCGUAUGACAUCAUACUCACCUCUGAAACGAUCUAUCGGACAGACAGCCUACCCUCGUUGGUCGACCUGAUGUGGCGCGCAUGCGGCGGUGCUGGGCCUACAGUCGACAAAGCGGACGUGCAGCACGAAGAAUCCGCUGAUGCCCGGCCGCUGGAAGAUCUCGUUUCUGCACAAUUGUCGAUCUCUCCGAGCGCGCAGUAUCAUUGCCUUGUAGCUGCGAAGCUGGUAUACUUCGGGGUUGGCGGUGGUGUCUCGGAGUUUGUGCACGCGGUCGAGGAUGCGCCUUUGUCGACUCGGAGAGAAAGGGGAGCUGUGCAGACUGUGUGGGAACGCAAACAAGGUGUAAGCCGGAGGGUUAUGCGCGUCGUAUGGGGAACUACUCAAUGA
This is a messenger RNA of Sparassis crispa, 1236 nucleotides long. RefSeq names its product Histidine protein methyltransferase 1. The coding region runs from base 1 to 1236 and encodes 411 amino acids. Gene Ontology annotation, molecular function: protein-L-histidine N-tele-methyltransferase activity. Gene Ontology annotation, biological process: peptidyl-histidine methylation, to form tele-methylhistidine. Lineage: Eukaryota; Fungi; Basidiomycota; Agaricomycetes; Polyporales; Sparassidaceae. The record is from RefSeq and is a predicted model, not a curated record. The transcript is spliced from 4 exons.